GAAGAAGGCUGGGUGAAGCAGGCUGUGUGGACGAGUUAAGGAGAGCUGGCCUUGUUGGGGGGAGGUUUGUGCUGCUGCUGGGCUGAUGGAAGACGGGUGCAGCAGGUUGUCGGGCGGGCGGUGGGCAGACACACCCCCCGUCUGUGGCUUCGACCCGCGAUGCGAUGACGUCUUCCCUGGACAGACAGAAGCAGACGCUGGCAGGGUCAGGCACAUUGGGCGAGGCCCGGAAAUCGAAUUUUCUACACAGUACAGACAGAGAAAAAAGGGACAGCUUCACCAGGUUUACUGCGCCGCGCACCGAGGACACGCCGCCUUUUCUGAUACAUAGACUACUUUGCUCGCUGGAGGCGGGGAGGGGACGCCUUGCCGCAGACCGAGAUGAUCCGAUUGUCUGUGAAAAGGCCGUCUCACUUUGGGCGGGGCAACUGCUUGCCCCAUCUCGAAACAUGCACACCUGCCGUAAGGCUUUUAUUCUGCUUUUCCAGCCGGGCGUUGGCCUGCCAGAAUUUCCUCUGGCCGACAAAGACGACGUGGCCAUUCAUUGGGGCGAGGGGGGAGGAUCAAUUGAAACGGCUGCACCGCCUUGUGGACUCCGAAACCAGGCUGAUGUUGGACUGUGCCUCCAUACUUUAGAUCAAAGAGUCAAGAAAGUUGUUUGGAGAUUCACUAUCUGGCCUUUCCGAUACCCGUAGAUCUAGAGCGAGGCCAUGUAAAACUAAUGACCGCAUCUACUGUACUAAUCCUACAACAGCAGUAGGCUAGCUCUGGUAUACGAGAUCCCUUAGCGUAUUCCUACCUACACCAUCAAUCAGUCUCCAGCCUACUGCCAUAUCUGGUACCUAGACUACCCGAGCCCUCCAUAGUCUAUCACAGUACAGAUGGCGGGGAUCCAGAUCAACAUCACCUGCCCCGUAU
Westerdykella ornata is the source of this 918-nucleotide messenger RNA. RefSeq lists its product as uncharacterized. The coding region runs from base 165 to 695 and encodes 176 amino acids. Lineage: Eukaryota; Fungi; Ascomycota; Dothideomycetes; Pleosporales; Sporormiaceae. The transcript has 2 exons. The record is from RefSeq and is a predicted model, not a curated record.